AUGGACAUGAAUUUGUCAGUGCGUUGUGCUUUGGUUCUUUUUCUGUUGGCAUUUGUAGAUUUGAAAAUAGUCUCUGCUGCAGAAACGGAAGGCACAUCUACAGCAAAGCCUGGAGUGUGCCCUGUUAGACGAUGGGGCAUGGGGAUAUGUGCAGAGUUAUGUUCCAAUGACAGUGACUGCCCCAAUGACGAAAAAUGCUGCCACAAUGGAUGUGGGCAUGACUGCAUUGCACCUUACACAGCAAAGCCUGGAGUGUGCCCUGUUAGACGAUGGGGCAUGGGGAUAUGUGCAGAGUUAUGUUCCAAUGACAGUGACUGCCCCAAUGACGAAAAAUGCUGCCACAAUGGAUGUGGGCAUAACUGCAUUGCACCUUACACAGCAAAGCCUGGAGUGUGCCCUCGUAGACGAUGGGGCAUGGGGAUGUGUGUGGAGUUCUGUUCCAAUGACAGUGACUGCCCCAAUAAUGAAAAAUGCUGCCACAAUGGAUGUGGGCAUAACUGCAUUGCACCGACACAGACACAGGACGCAGACCAAGAUGACGGUCCCGGGGAUCAGGAGCAGACCGGUCACCUCUGA
Messenger RNA from Oncorhynchus kisutch (coho salmon), 576 nucleotides. Its product is annotated as WAP four-disulfide core domain protein 2-like. Gene Ontology annotation, cellular component: extracellular region. Gene Ontology annotation, biological process: antibacterial humoral response; innate immune response. Gene Ontology annotation, molecular function: serine-type endopeptidase inhibitor activity. The transcript is spliced from 5 exons. The coding region runs from base 1 to 576 and encodes 191 amino acids. NCBI's taxonomy places the organism in Eukaryota, Metazoa, Chordata, Actinopteri, Salmoniformes, Salmonidae. The record is from RefSeq and is a predicted model, not a curated record.